Molecule: messenger RNA, 2046 nt
Organism: Anopheles marshallii
Lineage: Eukaryota; Metazoa; Arthropoda; Insecta; Diptera; Culicidae
Product: ATP-dependent RNA helicase p62-like
Exons: 4
Coding region: 1-2046 (681 amino acids)
Cellular component (GO): cytoplasm; ribonucleoprotein complex; nucleus
Molecular function (GO): RNA helicase activity; ATP binding; RNA binding
Source: RefSeq, a predicted model, not a curated record
AUGUUGGGACUGUCGUGUCGUCGGUCGCUAACGACUGUUCUUCGAUCGUUUUGCAGUACAUCAUCAUCGGCCAAUUUCGGUAGUCGCUUGCGAAUCCCGGAAGUCAGCGCAGUAGCUACAACCCGACAUCCGUCACACUGCGAUCGUUCGCAGAUUCUUCUUCCUACAGCACUAUCGGUUAGUUGCGGUCGAUUUUACUCGACCCCUAUCAUCCAGGAAGGUUUCGUGGACGAAUUUGACAUGGCUCCGAGAUUCGAGCGAGAAGACUACAAGAAGGAACCGUACCACGGUGUGAAGCGUACCGGUACCGAGUUCAAGCGUGGAACCGGUUCGCGUAGUGGUGGUGGUGGUGGUUACGGUGGAAGUGGCGGGGCCAACGGAUAUGGCGGUGGCGGCGGUAGCCGCUUCGGCGGAGGUGGUGGUGGCGGACGUCGUGACAAGUGGUCGGAGGCUGGUACAUUCCAGAAGAUCGACUGGAGCAAGAUGACGCUGGCACCGUUUAAGAAAGAUUUCUACCGCGAGCAUUCGCUUGUACGUAAUCGUUCGCAGAAGGACGUCGAUCGAUACCUGGCCAAGCAUGAUAUCACACUAAUCGGUCAGUGCCCGAAACCGAUCACCGAGUUCGACGAGAUCGACAUUCCCGACUACGUCAUGCGCGAGAUUGAAAAGCAAGCCUACAAGACCCCGACUCCGAUCCAGGCGCAAGGGUGGCCGAUCGCACUCAGCGGACUGAACAUGGUCGGUGUCGCGAAGACCGGUUCUGGUAAAACGCUCGGCUACAUGCUGCCGGCCAUCGUGCAUAUUAAUCACCAAAAGCCCGACCCGUCCGUGCGUGGACCGCUGGUUCUCGUUCUCGCGCCGACCCGUGAGCUUGCGCAGCAGAUCCAACAGGUCGCAACGGAUUUCGGUUCGUCAUCGUACAUUCGCAACACGUGUCUGUUCGGUGGCUCCAGCAAGGGACCGCAGGCUUCGGAUCUUCGACGUGGUGUAGAGAUCGUCAUCGCUACGCCCGGUCGGUUGAUUGAUUUCCUCGAAUCUGGCACCACUACACUGCAGCGCGUCACGUACCUGGUAUUGGACGAAGCGGAUCGUAUGUUGGACAUGGGUUUCGAGCCACAAAUCAGAAAGAUCCUCGAACAUGUGCGACCGGACCGGCAAAUUCUGAUGUGGUCCGCCACUUGGCCGAAAGAGGUGCAGCGUUUGGCACGCGAUUUCCUCGGAGACUACGUGCAGAUCAACGUCGGUUCGUUGGAGCUUUCCGCUAAUCACAACAUUACCCAACACGUCCGUGUUGUUGAUGAAAAGGACAAAAAUCAAGAACUUGGCACCCUUCUGGAGGAGUUGUACCGUGGUGGAAACCCUGGUAAAAUUCUUAUCUUCACCACUACCAAGCGCCGAUGUGAUCAGAUAAGUAUGCAAAUCCGUCGCUAUGGUUACGACGCGGUGGGAAUGCACGGAGACAAAUCACAGCAGGAACGUGAGCGUGCCCUGCACCGGUUCCGUAAUGCACGUUCGUGCAUACUGGUGGCAACGGAUGUGGCUGCACGUGGCUUAGAUGUUGACGGUAUCAAGGUGGUCAUCAACUACGACUAUCCGCAGCAAACGGAAGAUUACGUGCAUCGUAUUGGACGUACCGGACGGUCGAACGCUACCGGCGAAGCGUAUACCUUCUUCACAUAUAACGAGCGCAAGAUGGCCAAGGAGCUGAUCGCCAUCCUGGAGGAAGCUCAACAAACCGUGCCGCCAGAGUUGUUGAAGUGGCGCGGCUUCGGUGGUGGCGGCGGCAAUCGCUUCAGCCGAUUCGGAUCAUUCCGCGGUGGACGCGACUACGGAAGCGGUGGCGGUUAUGGUGGUGGUAACCGGUUCGGAGGUGGCGGUGGCGAUGACUACCGGAACGGAGGAUCGUCGAUGGGGGCAAAGCGACCGUACGACAGUGGCAACAGCUACGGUGGUGGCAACAGUGGCAGUUACUCGAACGGUUAUGGCGCUGCCAGCAGUAGUUCGAGUGCGUACGAAGGGCGAAAGCACACCCGGUUCGACGAAUAG